AGCACUCGUCACUGGCACACGGGCCACGUCGACGGUCAGGCCAGUCUUACAAUCAAUCUCGCGUUGCUAGUAUCGCGUGAAAAGAUUAAAUUACAUAUUCCAUUACUGUCGUUCGUGCAAAACUCUUUUUCUUCACAGAAACUUAUUUUUAUUUUAGUGAUUUUUUCAUCCACUAAGGAUCUAAUUUAUUUUCAAUUCAUUCAGAGUCGGAUAUUAAUAGAAAAAAAUGGACGCGCCAGGAUUCACAGAAUUUGCGAGAGCAAUGAUAGAUUACAUCACAAAUUAUUUGGAAAACAUAAGAGACAGACAAGUUCUACCGACGGUGAAACCAGGAUAUAUAAAACCAUUGUUACCAGACGAAGCUCCUCAAACUCCAGAAAGAUGGGAGGAUGUUAUGGCUGAUAUUGAAAAAAUUAUCAUGCCAGGUGUUACUCAUUGGGGAAGUCCAAAAUUCCACGCCUAUUUUCCCACUGCACAAUCCUAUCCAGCAAUUGUUGCUGACAUGUUGAGCGGUGCAAUUGCUUGCAUUGGAUUCACGUGGAUUGCAAGUCCAGCUUGUACUGAAUUGGAAGUUGUGAUGCUGGAUUGGCUGGGAAAAAUGAUUGAUCUACCAAAGGAAUUUUUGGCGUGCAGUGGUGGAAAAGGAGGCGGUGUCAUUCAAGGAACAGCGAGCGAAGCGACUUUAGUUGCACUUUUAGGUGCAAAGGUGAAAAAAAUGAAACAAGUCAAGGAACAACAUCCCGAAUGGUCGGAUUAUGAAAUAAUCGAAAAAUUAAUCGCCUACGCUUCUUGCCAGGCUCACAGUUCAGUGGAGAGGGCAGGUCUUCUUGGCGGUGUGAAAUUUCGACUUUUGGACACUGACUCAAAGCACAGUCUUAGGGGAGAAACUUUGGAAGAGGCAGUGAAAGCUGACAAAGAAAAGGGCCUUAUUCCAUUUUAUGCUGUUGCAACUUUGGGAACAACAUCAUCCUGUACUUUUGACAGACUUGAUGAAAUGGGUCGUGUUUGCAAUCAAGAAGAAAUUUGGCUCCACGUGGAUGCUGCAUAUGCUGGAUCAGCUUUCAUUUGCCCGGAAUUUCGUUAUCUGAUGAAGGGAAUUGAAAUGGCUGAUUCCUUUAAUUUUAACCCGCAUAAAUGGAUGUUGGUGAAUUUUGAUUGUUCGCCAAUGUGGUUAAAGGAUCCAACUUACGUUAUCAAUGCUUUUAACGUGGAUCCUUUGUAUUUGAAACACGAUAUGCAAGGAUCGGCACCAGAUUACAGGCACUGGCAAAUUCCAUUGGGUCGUCGAUUUCGAUCAUUAAAAUUAUGGUUCGUUUUACGUCUCUACGGUGUUGAAAAUUUACAGAAACAUAUCAGAAAUCACGUGUCGCAAGCUCACGAAUUUGAAACUUUAGUUCAAUCUGAUUCACGUUUUGAAAUCGUCGAAGAUGUUACCCUCGGAUUGGUCUGCUUUCGACUUAAGGGUUCAAAUGAUUUGAAUGAAAAUCUCUUGAAGAGAAUCAAUGGAGCGGGCAAUAUUCAUCUUGUACCAUCGAAAAUUAAGGACACUUUCUUCCUGCGAUUAGCAAUUUGCUCAAGAUAUAGCGAAAGUAAAGACAUUCAAUAUUCUUGGAAAGAAAUUAAACUUCGAGCUGAUGAAAUACUUGAAGAGCAAUCAAUUUCAAAGUGAUGGCGGGCGCGAAUAACUCGUAGUUGCAAAGCCAUUGCUCCUGAUACUUGCAAUCAGUCUUAAAAUAAAAAAGGAAAUACACAAAUAAAAACAAAAAUAAAAAUAAAAAGGAAAACAAAAAGAAAAUUGAAAAUAAAAAUAAAAACAAAAAGAAAAAUAAACAGAAAUAAAUAAAAUUAAA
Messenger RNA from Leptopilina heterotoma, 1850 nucleotides. RefSeq names its product aromatic-L-amino-acid decarboxylase. The transcript has 11 exons. NCBI's taxonomy places the organism in Eukaryota, Metazoa, Arthropoda, Insecta, Hymenoptera, Figitidae. Gene Ontology annotation, molecular function: pyridoxal phosphate binding; aromatic-L-amino-acid decarboxylase activity. The record is from RefSeq and is a predicted model, not a curated record. Bases 227 to 1669 code for a protein of 480 amino acids. Gene Ontology annotation, biological process: amino acid metabolic process; serotonin biosynthetic process; catecholamine metabolic process.